This is a messenger RNA of Aspergillus homomorphus CBS 101889, 673 nucleotides long. RefSeq lists its product as uncharacterized. Bases 114 to 587 code for a protein of 157 amino acids. The record is from RefSeq and is a predicted model, not a curated record. The transcript has a single exon. Lineage: Eukaryota; Fungi; Ascomycota; Eurotiomycetes; Eurotiales; Aspergillaceae.
CAAUCUUUGUAGGCUUUGUCUCUGGGUACCUGCCAGCCAUCUGAUUCUGAACUGGUUGGCAUCCGCAAAUCAAGCCUUCCUGUCUUGCCAUCAAAGUACAAUACCGCAGUAAAAUGAACAAAAGAUCAACACCGCAAAGAACAACCACAGCCUCAAAUGACAAUCUGACGAGUCACAGCGAACGACUAUCUCCUCACCGGGCAAGGCCGGCAAGCAAGACGAAAAGGACCUUUGAGACUGACAUAAGAGAAGAAGGAAACAAAACCCGCUCGCUGUACCUUGCUAAACGUCACGUUGAAAAGCAAAAUGGUACUUUGUACGACUGCAAGCUGGUGCGCACGUCGCUGAGCCUACAACAUCAGCUCUCGCCCGCGAGAUGCACUGUAGACACUAAAGCUUGCUGUGGAGUCCGUCAAAGCGACGCCUGGGACAGACGGGGCGAUGCAGGAGGUGUCGAAGGUGGAGUGAGUGGUGGAGUAGGAGGAGGAGUCGGUCGUGGUGUAGGCGGUGGAGUGGGGAGAGGUGUCGGCCACGGGGUCGACAUGAUGAGUCUUUCAGUUGCUGCGCUGUAUUUCCGUGGGAGAUGAACAGUAUAAGGCUCGGGGAAAGGCCGCCUUUAUACGUCCACUCUGUAUACUGGACAAGAUGCCAAAGAAUGGGGUUGAAUGAGCCU